AAUGAAUCAUUCAAAAAGGUCCACAUUAUUAUAAUUAUCUCUGUCUGGGUUGUUAAUUAGCUCUCAAUUCAAAGUUUCCCCAUUUCCAACAACACUUGAAGGCAUCAUGAAGUUGCAAUGUGCAAGAGUAAGCGCCCAGCUCAUUUCUCUCCAUUAACAGUGACAUCUUGAGGCUGUUCAUCCUCCCUCUCCCUCCUCCCCUCCCCCUUUCCCUCCCUCCCCCUCUCCCUCUCCUCUCUCUCUCUCCGUGCAGGGCAGACAUGCAGCAGAGCUUGAUCUGACUUGUCCUCCCUGCUGGAAGUGUCUCUCGCUCCUCGGAACUUCUCUGGGUUCCCGUCCUCACGCAGCGGUAUGGCCGUGUCUCUCUCUCUCCAGAGUCUGGGGCUCAUCGUGCUCGCAGCGAUCCUCCUGCAGACCAUCGCGGUGGCCGUCAGCUUUGUGUACUUCAACAAGGUCCUGAGCACGAUGCAGGAGAGUUUCUCCCGCAGCAGCGUGUCCUGUCUGAUAAACGUAAAUCUGCGCUCUGAGGUUGAAGAUUCAGAGGAGGAAAAGAAGAGCGAUCCCUGCUGGCAAGUUACGCAACAGCUCCACUACCACAUAGAGAAGACGAUGUCUGACAGAUUCCAGAAAGAGAUAUCCACGGCUAUGAGAAAUAAGAUGACAGGAGUGCUGCCUUUCCUGAACCCUGGGGACCGAGGGGUCCCUCUUCCUAAAGUUGCUGCCCAUGUGACGGGCGUCGUCUCGUCCGCAGAGCCUCCAACGGCGGAUGGCCAGCGGAGCAGCAGGGGGUACCUGGGGGAGCGAAUCAGAGAGUGGGAGGGCCAGAGAGGUCUGUCCUUCCUGCAGAACAUGGAGCUGAGGGGAGGAGAGCUGCUGGUGCCCCGAGCGGGUCUCUACUACAUCUACGGCCAGACCUACUUCAGACUGCCCUCCACGGGGGAGACGGAUGGGGAGGCAAAGGGGGAAGAAGAAGCACAGCUUGUCCAGUACAUCUACAAGAAGAUGAGUUCCUACACGGUGCCCAUCCUGCUGAUGAAAUCUUCACGGAGUGCCUGCUGGCCUCGGGGUCCGGAGCCCGGUCUCUUCUCCCUGCAUCAGGCCGGUACUGCCUUUCUGCAGCCCGCUGACCGCCUCUUCAUCACCGUCAGCAAUGCCAGCGCCAUGGAGAUGGACGGGAGGGCGAGCUACUUCGGGGCCUUCCUUGUGGGCUAAAGGGAGAAAAACCUUCCGGGUAGAAAUGUCCGGAACUGGGAUGACUUGAAAUAGACAUCAACAGAAGUGACUCAGAUGUUUUCUCGAUACUUUGAGCAGCUGUCUGGUACAAGAUUGGAGAAGAAGAAUGGAUUCUGAAGAGUGCAAAGGACUUCUUCUUUAGUCUCGGUACUUCUUCGGAUCAAACGGAGCUGCAGUGGCAGACUCACAACCACGAAAUGGAAAGGAAGAAAAGCCAUCCGCUGUGUAUUUACUCCAGCUGACACAGGAUUUCAAUUCUGUUUUUUAAGGCUGGGUAAACAGAAAGCAGUGUACGACAGAGCAAACUUGGAUUACAUGGUGCAUUCAGAGUACUGUGCAUUUGCUCAAGUACAAUAGAGACAGAUUAAAUGUUGCACUGUCAUGUGUGAAUGACUUAUAUUGAGAACAGAUUGAGUUGUCAUACCUAGGAAAUGACAGUGCUGUUGGACACGUGACACUUCUUUUAUGAAAAAAUAAGUAUGAAAAAAUGCCGUGAGACAAGAUUUUAAAUGUUCAGUAUUAUAAGAGAAGCUUCCUUUUGGCUUAAAGUUCUUUUGAAUUUCUUCUUUGUGCAAUGUCUUGAAAGAAUGUGUGCCGUGACAUAGAUCAUGAUGUCCUGCGGCCUCAGACAGAAGCAGACUUAGUAUGAAUGGACUGAGUAUUAAAUGUUAUGACACAUUUACACUUCUGUAUCGAAUGGAUACCAAUACAGAUAGUCUAUUCCUUCUAAUUUAGAUAUAUAUUUUAUUAUUUUACAUAUUUAAUGACAAAACUGUCUACUUUUCCUAGGUCUUAAUAUGUUUGACUUUAGUAUAUUGUGUGGUAAUGGAGGUGAUCUAAAAUGACAAAACUGAUUUUUUUUUUUUAGGUCUUUAAAGCUCUUCAUUGAAAGGGAAAUGAGCAUUUAAAGUAAAAUACUCAGUUAUCAGGGCAAAUCAUUUUUCAAAACGUUUUGUGUGGUGCAGUGUUUGCACAAAAAAAGACACAAAACUGAAAAAGUAAAAAACUAUCAUUUAAUUCAUGUUGUAUUACAUGUUUCCAUAUUAUGGCAGUGAAUGUUUCAGCAAUAAUAAGAGUCACUCCUCAAACAAGAGUUUUUUGUUUUUACAUAAAAAAAAAAAACAAUACCCAAAACUAAUCAGGGUUCAAGUAAUGCCCAAAAGAAAUACAUCUUGAAACAGACACGCACGCACGCAGGAAGAUAGAUCAUAUUUGCUGAUCAUACUGUAAUCCACCUGCUACUUCCUGGUCUAUGAGUUGAGAACCAAGGUGUUUUGUUUGGUCAGCCUGAGUCCUCCCACUCUCUCCUUCAGUCUCUUUUUUUGGUCACCGUGACUGGACUGACAAACAUGUUGUAGUUACAGCUGAGACAGUAAACACAAACACAGACAAUACACAGCCUCUCGAGUUAUAGGAGGGCUUCAAGGUGCUUCAACUAAAACACAGAUAAAGACAGUGGUACCAAAUUUCAAACACUUGGUAUCAAAAAAUAGUCUCUGAGUUGGUCUCUAAUCAGUCGGGUCACUACAACUGUGUGUGUGUGUGUGUGUGUGUGUGGGGGGAGAUAAAUGCACACGCAGAGGAUAUUUUGUCUUGUUAAUGACAAUCUAUGGCUUCGGUUUAUCUAAACACACACAGUCACGUACGAUCCCAUAAUCAAACCGUAAUAUUGUGUAAUAUUUCAGAAGACAGUCAGUUAUAGUCUAUAUAAAUGUCAAUACUGUAAACAACUGCGUGUGUGCACGAGAGCUGGGAGGCUCCUUGUUGGUGCUCCUAUUGCUAUGGUAACCAAGAAUGGUUUUAGUUGUGAUUUGGCCAAUCAGACUAAGUGCUUACAACCCACCAUCCGCCUCCCCACUGAAUUUCAGUAAAUCUCAGCAGGCGCAUAAACACACACACAUACACACACACACG
This is a messenger RNA of Anoplopoma fimbria (sablefish), 3147 nucleotides long. RefSeq names its product tumor necrosis factor ligand superfamily member 10-like. Gene Ontology annotation, biological process: immune response. The coding region runs from base 352 to 1212 and encodes 286 amino acids. The transcript has 6 exons. Gene Ontology annotation, cellular component: membrane. NCBI's taxonomy places the organism in Eukaryota, Metazoa, Chordata, Actinopteri, Perciformes, Anoplopomatidae. The record is from RefSeq and is a predicted model, not a curated record. Gene Ontology annotation, molecular function: tumor necrosis factor receptor binding.